Molecule: messenger RNA, 2034 nt
Organism: Cornus florida
Lineage: Eukaryota; Viridiplantae; Streptophyta; Magnoliopsida; Cornales; Cornaceae
Product: signal recognition particle subunit SRP54, chloroplastic
Exons: 15
Coding region: 93-1814 (573 amino acids)
Biological process (GO): SRP-dependent cotranslational protein targeting to membrane
Cellular component (GO): signal recognition particle
Molecular function (GO): ATP hydrolysis activity; GTP binding; GTPase activity
Source: RefSeq, a predicted model, not a curated record
GGAUAAAAACCGGACAAACAACCAGCAUUACACAUUAGGUAAAUACUAUUUCAUUAUAGCGAGAGAGCAAGCUCGUCUCAUCGUCUUCAGCCAUGGAAGGCACCGUACCUUUCUCAUCCGUUGCUUCCCGUCAUUUCUCUGCAACUUCAACUUCACUCCCGCAAAAUAGAACCCUCUCCGAUUUUAGAAAAUCGACCAACAGCAUGUGCUCCUCUCCAUGGACUGCCUCAACUCUCUCCGUUGCCUUCUCUUCAAGAAAUUCUUUCACUAGGGAUAUUUGGGGCUUGGUGAAUUCUAAGGGUGUUCUUACUGUUAGAAGAGAAAGGAGCAGUGUUGUUAGGGCCGAAAUGUUCGGUCAGCUUACGGGUGGCCUCGAAGCAGCGUGGAAGAAGCUCAAAGGGGAAGAGGUAUUAACGAAGGAAAACAUUGUGGAACCUAUGCGAGACAUUAGGAGAGCUCUUUUAGAAGCAGAUGUAAGCCUUCCUGUAGUGAGGAGGUUUGUCCAAGCUGUAAGCGAACAGGCUGUUGGUGUUGGCUUGAUUCGAGGAGUGAGACCAGAUCAGCAACUGGUCAAAAUUGUACAUGAUGAACUAGUAAAAUUGAUGGGUGGAGUGGUUUCUGAAUUGGUUUUUGCAAAAUCUGGCCCCACUGUAAUUUUAUUGGCUGGUCUACAAGGUGUUGGAAAGACAACUGUUUGUGCAAAAUUAGCUUUUUAUCUUAAGAAGCAGGGGAAGAGUUGCAUGCUGAUUGCUGGAGAUGUGUACAGGCCUGCUGCCAUUGACCAACUUGUUAUUUUGGGCGAACAGGUUAAUGUGCCUGUUUAUACAGCAGGGGCUGGGGUUAAACCUGCAGAAAUAGCUAGGCAGGGUCUAGAAGAGGCCAAAAGGAAGAAUAUGGAUGUGGUCAUAAUGGACACAGCUGGAAGACUUCAGAUAGACAAAGCAAUGAUGGAUGAACUAAAAGAAGUUAAACAGGCACUGAAGCCUACAGAAGUUUUGCUUGUUGUGGAUGCAAUGACCGGCCAAGAAGCUGCAGCCUUGGUCACAUCAUUCAAUCUUGAAAUUGGAAUUACUGGUGCUAUUUUGACGAAACUAGAUGGGGAUUCUAGAGGUGGAGCAGCUUUGAGUGUUAAAGAGGUAUCAGGAAAGCCAAUCAAACUUGUAGGUCGGGGAGAGCGCAUGGAGGAUCUUGAACCUUUCUACCCAGACCGUAUGGCAGGACGUAUAUUAGGAAUGGGAGAUGUUCUGUCAUUUGUGGAGAAGGCACAAGAAGUUAUGCGCCAAGAAGAUGCCGAAGAACUACAGAAGAAGAUCAUGAGUGCAAAUUUUGAUUUCAACGACUUCCUAAAGCAAACCCGUGCUGUUGCACGGAUGGGUUCCAUGAGCCGUGUUAUUGGAAUGAUUCCUGGCAUGGGGAAGAUCACUCCUGCUCAAAUUCGGGAGGCAGAGAAGAGCUUGAAGAUAAUGGAAGCUAUGAUUGAAGCAAUGACCCCAGAGGAAAGGGAAAAACCUGAACUCUUGGCAGAAUCCCCUGCCAGGAGGAAGCGAGUUGCCCAAGAGUCUGGGAAAACAGAGCAGCAGGUGAGUCAACUUGUCGCUCAACUUUUUCAAAUGCGCAUUCGUAUGAAGAAUCUAAUGGGUGUAAUGGAAGGUGGAUCAAUUCCUGCACUGAACAAUCUUGAGGAGGCACUUAAAUCUGAACAAAAGGCUCCUCCAGGUACUGCAAGGAGGAAGAGAAGAUCAGAAUCAAGGAGGCAGUUUGCAGACUCGGCAUCGGGAAGGCCAAGUCCUCGUGGUUUUGGGGCCAGGAAUUGAGAAAUUAACUUCAAUGGACACAGGUCAUACAGCUGUGGGAACUCAUAGGUCAACGGUUACCAGAUCUGAAUUCAAAUCUUAUGCUUGUUAUUAACUUCAAUCUUAUGUUUCUAGUUCUUUCAUUCUUUUAGCUGGGGUGGGAGGAAGUUCCUCCCUGUUUUUAUUUGACAUCCAUACUUAACCAUGCAAAUUUUAUGAAUAGGUUGUUGUUAGUGUGUCC